Messenger RNA from Anopheles marshallii, 1650 nucleotides. RefSeq names its product zinc finger TRAF-type-containing protein 1 homolog. The transcript is spliced from 6 exons. The coding region runs from base 1 to 1650 and encodes 549 amino acids. The record is from RefSeq and is a predicted model, not a curated record. NCBI's taxonomy places the organism in Eukaryota, Metazoa, Arthropoda, Insecta, Diptera, Culicidae. Gene Ontology annotation, cellular component: nucleus.
AUGGCAGAUAGUUUGGUGGAAACGCCCACAGCCAGUUCGGCACAUUUGAUGAACCUAAACGUCAUCAACACGAUGUCGACCGGUGCGGGCGAUCCGGGAAGUUCCGCUUCCUCUUCGUCAUCGUCGUCGUCGUCGUCCGCUUCAUCCUCGAGUGUGGCCACGUCGUCUGGUUCGAAUGUGUCGGCGAAUGUGUCCGGCACCGUCGAGCCGACUACCGGUGCCGGCAAUGGGAGUAGCGGCCGAUCGCCGACGGUUUUGAUCUCGGUCAGCGCGACGACCAGCUCGCAAACCACACGCCAGUCGAGCUUGGCCUCCGAUCUGCUGCUGAAUGAGAUGAUAAAUAUCGCUCAUCAUCGUGCCUCUAUCGCGAACAACAAUGGCACCGGCCAGCAGCAACCGUCGUCCUCUACGACCCCGACCGCCCCAUCCUCUUCGUCCAACGUAUCCUCCACCGGUGCGCCGGCCGUUAGCUCACAGCUGUCCUCCGUACCUUCCACCGGCGAACAGACCCCCACCCUAAUCACGCUAUCCGCGUCCCCUUCGUCCUCGUCGUCGUCGUCCAACGUGCAGCAGCAACCGCUGGAGCUGCUGCACCGCGAAACACCGAAACAGGCUCCGGCCAACCGCAAUGUGGGCACUUCGAUCCAUGGUCGAUCCGCCGACGAGCGGGACGACUGUGGCGAACCGGAGGCGAAGCGCAAGAAGGUCGACAAACCUAGCGCAAAGGUCGAAAAGCUGGAACUCCGUCUCGGCGGUAUACUGUGCUGCGCCGUCUGUCUGGACCUACCGAGGACCGCCAUGUACCAGUGCUCCAUGGGACAUCUGAUGUGCGCCGGAUGCUUCACCCAUCUGCUGGCCGAUGGAAGACUGCGCGAUCAGAACGCCACCUGUCCGAAUUGUCGCACAGAGAUCAGCAAGAACAACUCGUCGCGCAAUUUGGCGGUCGAGAAAGCUGUCUCGGAGCUGCCGGCCGAAUGUCAGUACUGCUCGAAGGAGUUUCCGAACAAAUCGAUCGAUUAUCACGAAUCCGCCGAGUGUGAGGAUCGCCCUACGGAUUGCAAGUUUGCACGCAUCGGUUGCCAAUGGCGUGGCCCGAUACAUGAGGUGUCAACGCACGAGGGAAACUGUGCCCAUCCGCGGAAGUCCGGCGCUGAUGUGAUGGUUGCCCUGCAGGCACAUGAUGUAAAGGCGGCCGAGGAUAAGAAACUCUUCCUCACGCUAAUCGAUUUGCUGAGCUAUGAGAAGAUCAUUUUUAACGAUUUGCAACUGAAACCGUACCGAACGGAUGAGUACGUGCAUCGUCUGUACUAUGAAACGAGCCGUUUCUCUGCCUUCAAUCAUCAGUGGGUAGUGAAGGCAAUCAUCAACAAAAGCCAGCGCGAUCCACACGAGUCUUGCGAGCGCGACAUUACUUAUCAGCUCAUCCUGAAGUCCAAAACAACGAGCCCGCUGCCGAUGCACUUCUUUGUGCUCCGUGGUCCAUUUUCCGAUAUUAAGGUUGACACGCAAAUCUACAAGCACGAUUUUGCCGAUACGGAAACGGAAAGUCCGUUCAAGCUGCUGCCCCUGCCGGACACUGCCGAGUGUAACCGGCUGCUCGCGGCCAAGGCAAUCAAUUUCCGGUUAAUUAUGUUUUUGGCCUCCAAGUAA